CUCGUUCUUCUAUUUACACGCUUAUUUCUGUGUAUAGGUCUGUGUAUUCGAGUCGUAUUCAGUGGUGAGUGAGUGAGUGGAACCGGGUUUAAACCUCAGAUUUCUGUCAGUGUUCAGGCCUGUCUGAGCACAAACACCUACAGGACUGAACUGACUUCACCAUGGACAAAGCAGAUUUCCUGAAAGGACUACCUGUGUAUAAUAAGACAAACUUCAGCAGAUUUCAUGCGGACUCCGUAUGUAAAGCAUCGAACAGAAGGCCGUCAGUAUAUCUGCCUACACGAGAGUAUCCCUCCGAACAGAUCAUUGUCACAGAGAAGACAAACAUCCUUUUGCGUUAUCUUCAUCAACAGUGGGACAAAAAGAAUGCAGCUAAAAAGCGAGAGCAGGAGCAAGCAGAAGGGGAGGGUGGCAGCCCAGCACCGCCCCGCAAAAUCGCCCGGACAGACAGUCAGGAGAUGAACGAGGACUCGUAGAGGACCCCCCCUUCCAACAGACACAACACCCGCACACCACACAGGAAUUCAUCUCAGAAAGAAGGAAAUGGAACACUUAUCUUACAGUGUGCUUUUAUUAUUUUACUGAGUGCUUCCUGACGCAGUCAGUGCCCAGUUGUGAAUGUGUGGGGGCACGACGGGUUUCCACUGCCAGCUUAGAAGAUUCUGCUGAACUCUGAACUGCUUGGGGGUGAGAGGGGGCGGGUCCUGCGGUAUUCAACAAGCACAUAAUAAGGAAUGUCUGCUGUGAAGACGUGUGAAAAUUAUGAUUUUGUUUAGGACACUAUCAAUGCAAUUUAAGUUUAAAAACACCCUAGUAAUCUCAGCUGUGGAUUUUUGCUUUCAUUAUAUACU
Rhinichthys klamathensis goyatoka is the source of this 851-nucleotide messenger RNA. It is a transcript of the gene dda1, whose product is annotated as DET1 and DDB1 associated 1. The transcript has 5 exons. The record is from RefSeq and is a predicted model, not a curated record. Gene Ontology annotation, biological process: positive regulation of proteasomal ubiquitin-dependent protein catabolic process. Gene Ontology annotation, cellular component: Cul4-RING E3 ubiquitin ligase complex. The coding region runs from base 162 to 476 and encodes 104 amino acids. Lineage: Eukaryota; Metazoa; Chordata; Actinopteri; Cypriniformes; Leuciscidae.